Aureobasidium pullulans EXF-150 is the source of this 2742-nucleotide messenger RNA. RefSeq lists its product as uncharacterized. The transcript is spliced from 2 exons. Bases 47 to 2644 code for a protein of 865 amino acids. Gene Ontology annotation, cellular component: nucleus; preribosome, large subunit precursor; nucleolus. Gene Ontology annotation, molecular function: rRNA (uridine-2'-O-ribose)-methyltransferase activity; rRNA (guanine) methyltransferase activity. NCBI's taxonomy places the organism in Eukaryota, Fungi, Ascomycota, Dothideomycetes, Dothideales, Saccotheciaceae. Gene Ontology annotation, biological process: maturation of 5.8S rRNA from tricistronic rRNA transcript (SSU-rRNA, 5.8S rRNA, LSU-rRNA); maturation of LSU-rRNA from tricistronic rRNA transcript (SSU-rRNA, 5.8S rRNA, LSU-rRNA); rRNA methylation. The record is from RefSeq and is a predicted model, not a curated record.
CUGUCUUUUUUUGUAUCGCGCCUUUUGCUGAUCAAAUCAAGCAGCAAUGGCCAUUGAGAAGAAGCACGGCAAAGGCCGUUUGGACAAGUACUACUACCUCGCCAAAGAGAAGGGUUACCGUUCGCGUGCCGCCUUCAAGCUCGUCCAACUCAACAAGAAGUACGGUUUUCUGCAAAAGUCAAGAUGUUUGAUCGAUUUGUGUGCUGCUCCCGGUGGUUGGCUUCAAGUCGCCGCAGAGACUAUGCCCAUCAAGUCUCUGAUUGUUGGUGUUGAUUUGGCCCCCAUCAAGCCUGUCCCGAAAACAAUCACUUUCCAGGGCGAUAUCACCACCGACAAGACUCGCGCUAUCAUUCGUGGACAUCUCAAGACUUGGAAGGCUGACACUGUCAUUCACGAUGGUGCGCCCAACGUUGGUACCGCCUGGGUCCAGGAUGCUUUCAGUCAAAACGAGCUGGUUCUGCACUCUUUGCGCCUUGCUUGCGAUUUCCUCGGUCCCGGUGGAAACUUCGUCACUAAGGUUUUCCGUUCCAAGGAUAGCGCAAAGCUCGAGUGGACCUUCAAGCAACUCUUCGACAAGGUCGAGCAGACCAAGCCCCCAUCAUCGCGUAACGUCUCCGCCGAAACCUUCUACGUCUGCCGUGGUUACAAGGCCCCCAAGAAUCUCGAUCCUCGUUUCCUCGACCCCCAGUACGCUUUUGCCGAAGUCAAGGAUGCUGUCCCCAACAACGAGGCCAAGGUCUUCAAUCCUGAAGUCAAGAAGAGAAAGAGAGAAGGUUAUGACGAGGGCGAUUGGACUCAAUACCACGAAGUACCCGUCAGCGAGUUCAUCCAAACGACCGAUCCUAUCGCUAUCCUCGGUGGUAUGAACAAGCUCACUUUCAACCAAGCCGGAAAUGGCGACAUCGCUCUCGCAACCAUCGACAAACUCCCCGAAACCACCGAAGAAGUCCGCAUCUGCUGUAACGAUCUGAAGGUCCUCGGAAAGAAGGAAUUCAGACUCUUGCUCAAGUGGCGUCUUCAAGUCAGAGAGCGCUUCGGCUUCGCAACAAAGUCUACCGAUCACAAGAAGGCCACCGAAGCCGAGAAGAAGGAGGCCGAAGAGAAGGAUGACGAGGAAGCAGCCGAAGUCGAGAGCAUGGACGAGGAAAUGAAGCUACAGGAAGAGUUGCAAAAGAUGAAGGACAUGCAGAGCAAAGACAAGAGAAAGAUUCGUCGCAAGGACAACGAGAAGAAGCAAAAGGAGAUUGUCCGUCUGCAGAUGAACAUGACUACACCCAUGGAAAUCGGUAUGGAGCAGGCUGGUCCCAACGGAGAAGAUGCCAUGUUCCAGCUCAAGGCUGUUGACAAGGCUGGUCUCACUGGCAAGCUUCAGAAGGGUAAGAUGCAAGUCGUACCCGUCACCGAAAAGAAGGACGACGAAUUCGACCUCGAAUACACCGACGACGAACUCGGCGAUGGUCUCGAAGGCGAGCUGGACAUGAUGUACAACCAAUACACAGAGAAGCGCGAAGCAAGAGACGCCAAAAUCCGCGCCAAGAAGGCUAGAAAGGAGCGCAACGAGGACGGCGAGUUCGAAGGCUUCUCAAACGACGAAGAGGCAGACAGUGAUGACGAUGCUCCUGCGGUUGAGUACGACAGCGACUCUGACGACGACGAAGAGCCUGGUCAACUCAUCACCGACCUCGACAACGCCCCUGCUCCCGCAAACGGACUUACCAAGCGCGCGGCCAACUUCUUCGACCAAGAUCUGUUCAAAGACAUUGACGGACUAGACGGCAUGGAGGACGAGAUUGAAGCACCCAAGGACCUCGACAGCGGCAUCGAAAUGGAUUCCAGCUCCGCCUCACCACCCCUCAAGGCCGAGAAGCCCACAAAGGUCAAGGAAACAGUCAAGAUUGAAAAGCCCACCAAGGAGAAGAAGGAAAAGACCAAGAAGUCCAAGAUGCCCACACCAGCCGAACUCGCCGCAGAAGAAGCAGCCUACGAAACCGACUCCAGCGACGGCGGCUUCGAAACAGUAAAAAACACCCAAUCCCAAUGGGACAAGGACGAAGACGCCAUCCCCCUCAAAAACGGCCGCCCAAACAUCGACAUCAUCACCGCCGAAGCAAUGACCCUAGCCCACCAACUCGCCACGGGCCAAAAAACAAAACACGACCUCCUCGACGACAACUUCAACAAAUACUCACUCCGCGACGUAGACGGCCUGCCCGAAUGGUUCCUCGACGACGAAACCAAAAACUCCAAACCCCACCGUCCCAUCACAAAAGAAGCGGCCAACGCCAUCAAAGAAAAAAUGCGCGCCUUCAACGCCCGCCCCAUCAAAAAGGUCCGCGAAGCGAAAGCGAGAAAACAAUUGCACGCCGCUCAGAAAUUGGAAAAACUCAAGCGUAAAAGUGCACUGCUUGCCGAAUCCGAAGAUGUUUCGGAAAAGGACAAGGCGAAUAAUAUUUCGAAGAUUAUGGCUAGAGCUGGGAAAUCGAAGAAGAGGAAGCCGGUGCAGGUUAUUGUUGCCGGUAAGGGUAAGCAUAGAGGACAGGGUAGACCUGGUGGUGUCAAGGGUAAGUAUAAGAUGGUUGAUGCUAGGUUGAAGAAGGAUGUACGUGCCGAGAAGAGGUUGAAGAAGAAGAUGGGCAAGAAGUAGAAUACUUGUUUUCGAGAAGAUGGAAGGAUGAAGGAGGGAGGGUUUGAGGAUAGGAUCUCUUUUGCAUACAGUACUGGUGUUGUUCUAAGAAUGGGCAA